AUGGAUCAACAGAACCAGUCCGGGGUUCCCGGACCGGCUGGACGAAAGCUUCAUAUAGCCCAUAGACGGAGCCCGUCUGAGCUGACUCCUCUCAUGAUGGAACAAUUGGCGAUUCAGCAACAAAUCGAGAUGCUUCAGCAACAGCAACAGCAAAUCGCAGCCACGCACCAACAGUAUGUCAAUAUGGGACUCUUGCAACCACAACAACUUGGCCAGGUUUCCGGUUUCAAUCCCUCUCUACAAGGUGGCGGUGCGCCCAUGGGCGGCGUUUCCCCACAACAACUCGGUGCUUUUCAGUUUCCUCAAGCUCCCCAGCAACAGCAACAGCUAGGGAUCCCCGGAAACCCUUCAAAUCAGCAUUCGCAUCGACGUAACCAGUCGGCUCUUCCGGGCUUCGGUAUGGGCCCUCCUCCAGCUCCUUCUUCCGGGGCUUCAGGAUACUCCGACUUUAAUCAACAGCAGCAAGGUAGCCAGCAGAAGAAUGAGGGCGGAGGCCACGGUCGUGGCCGUGGCGGCCCUCCCGGCGGUGGUGGCCACCAGCGCCGUCAUUCGCUUGCUCUUCCUGAAGCUAAGAAGGCUGCAGAGCUUGCCCAACAGAAGCGGGCGGCUUCUGGGUUCCAAUUCCCUGCCCCCUCCGGCGACUCGUCCGAAGGUGCACCCGCUUCCGAGGAUAAAACAACCCCCAACACGACACAGUCGCCCCAAGGGUUGGGCCUGCACCGUGCCGGCAAUAUUCGAGCCAGUGCUCAUGGUCGCAGUCAGUCCAUGGCUGUUGGUGGAAACCGCGGUUCCAUAUCUGGCCGUGGCCCCGGCGGUUUCCAAUUUCCGUCAAAUGAUGGAUCUGCAGGUUCUGAGAAUCAACGCCGUGGAAGCCAACCAUCCCACGGUCGAACACCGUCGAGAAACUUUGACAGCAACUGGCGCCAACCUAAUAACCAAGCGCAGGGUCAGGACCAGUCAAAGGGCCCCGGACAGCAAAACACCGGGUUUCAGCCAGGCCACCGUGCACGCGCGUCUAUGAACCAGUCGAUCGGCUCUAUCGGUCAAUUUCAGUAUCCUGGCCAGCCUCAGCUAGUCCAGCUGCCACAGGGGCAGAUGGUUAUGGCUCCGCCCCAAAUGUUCGGUGGGGCUCAGCAAUUAAACCCCCUACAACUUGCUCAGCUCCAAGCCAUGCAGCAGAACGGGCAACUUAACGGCCAGGGUCUUGGUGGUCUCCAGGCUAGCCAACAUGCACCUCAGCCGCUGUCUGCUCAACAAACGCAGCAGCAACAGCAACAGCAGCGAAAGACCCUAUUCACACCUUACCUCCCCCAGGCUAAUCUUCCUGCUCUCUUGAGCAACGGUCAACUCGUCUCUGGUAUCCUCAGGGUGAAUAAAAAGAACCGUUCUGAUGCCUAUGUCACAACUCCGGACUUGGAUGCCGACAUCUUCAUUUGUGGUAGUAAGGAUCGAAACCGUGCCCUAGAGGGUGACUUUGUCGCUAUCGAACUUCUCGACGUCGAUGAGGUCUGGUCUCAAAAGAGAGAAAAGGAGGAGAAGAAAAAGCGCAAGGAUAUCACCGAUGCCAGAUCUGGUAGUACUGCUGGAACGGACAAACCGUCUCGCUCUGACUCAAACGGAGACCGCCAAGAGGUCGGGCCUGAUGGUAGUAUUCGCCGCCGUGGCAGUCUCCGGCAGCGCCCUACCCAGAAAAAGAACGAUGAUGUUGAAGUGGAGGGUCAAAGUCUCCUCUUGGUUGAAGAAGAUGAAAUUAGCGAUGAGCAGAAGCCCCUAUACGCUGGUCACGUUGUCGCCGUUAUCGAACGCAUCGCUGGCCAAAUGUUCUCAGGUACCCUCGGGUUACUCCGUCCCAGCAGCCAGGCAACGAAGGAGAAGCAGGAAGCCGAGAGGCUCGCCAGAGAUGGCGCUCACGGUCGCAACCAAGACCGCCAGCAAGACAAACCCAAGAUCGUUUGGUUCAAGCCUACUGACAAACGUGUCCCCCUGAUAGCCAUUCCAACAGAACAAGCUCCGCGCGAUUUCGUGGAGAAACAUCAGGACUAUGCUAAUCGCAUUUUCGUCGCCUGCAUCAAGAGAUGGCCUAUCACAUCGCUUCAUCCAUUCGGUACCCUUGUGGAGCAGCUUGGAGAAAUGGGCGAUCUGAAAGUAGAGACCGAGGCGCUUCUCCGCGACAACAACUUUGGCUCCGACGAGUUCACCGAUGCUGUGCUGAAGAGCAUUGGCCACGAAAACUGGUCAGUUUCUAGUGAGAGCGAUCUAUCUUCCCGCAGGGAUUUCCGUCAGGAAACCACUUUCACCGUUGAACCGAGCGGAACCAAGGAGCUGGACAACGCCUAUCAUUUCAAGGUGCUUCCUGAAGGGAAAGUGGAAAUCGGCAUCCAUGUCACAGAUAUCGCUCACUUUGUGAGAGCCAAUUCCUUAGUUGACCGUGAGGCCAAAAAACGGGGCACCGCUGUCUAUCUUGUUGAUAAAUUGGUGAAACUGCUACCCCCCCGUAUUGCGACUGAACUAUGCGCUUUGCUCCCGGGUGAGGAGCGCUUCACAGUCAGUGUCGUAUUCAAGGCUAACCCAGAGACGGGUGCUAUUGACGAUGAUGUCUGGAUUGGCAAGAGUAUCAUAAAGAGCACUGGCAGGCUGAGUUACGAUGAGGUAGAAUCCGUGAUUCAGGGAACAACCAAUGACGCCUUGUCGGGAGUCUCGGUUGAUAUUAUUCGGGGCUUGCAGCGCACUGGUUCCAAAUUCCGCGAAGCUCGACUGGGCAAUCGGGUCUCCCAGAUUCCUCCUCUUCGCCUUCUUCAUUCUUUGGAUGAUGAAAAUGUACCCAUUGAGGCCAACGUCUUUGAUUCCUCUGCCGUGCGAGAGCUGGUGGAGGAAUUGGGCACUAAAGCAAACUUCCUAGUUGCUCGCAAGCUGAUCACAGCUUUGCCCGACAAAGCUUUCCUCCGUCGUCAGCAGUCUCCAAAUGCCCGUCGUCUCCAGUCAUUUGUCGAUCGUAUGAACAGACUGGGUUUCGGCUUAGACGAGGCCAGCAGUGGAAGCUUGCAAAGUAGCCUGUGCCAGGUUCAAGAUGAUGAUUUGCGCAAGGGAAUGGAAACAAUCUUGGUGAAGGCCAUGCAGCGUGCAAAAUACUACGUUGCCGGAACUGUGCAGGAAGAAUUGCGUCCUCACUACACUCUUAACUUCCCUGUAUAUACUCACUUUACAAACCCCUUGCGCCGCUAUGCCGACGUUGUUGUCCAUCGCCAACUUGAAGCAGUCUUGUCUGACGGUGCUAUUGAGUUCUCUGAUGAUAUUGAAUCCCUCAGCAAGACCGCAGAUAUCUGCAACAACAAGAAAGACUCAGCACACAAUGCCCAGGAGCAAAGCGUUCACAUCGAGGCCUGCCGCAAUAUGGACAAAAUCCGCCAGGAAAUUGGUGGUGACCUUAUCAGCGAGGGUAUUGUUCUUUGCGUCUACGAGUCUGCGUUUGAUGUCCUCAUCCCAGAGUAUGGUUUUGAGAAGCGUGUCCACUGCGACCAGCUGCCCUUGAAGAAGGCGGAGUAUCGCAAGGAAACGCGGGUCUUAGAACUCUAUUGGGAGAAGGGCGUGCCCUCCUCGGCCUACAUCCCUGAGGAUGAACGUCCCAAGCCUGCCAACUCCCGUGCUGCGCAGGCUGCUGCUGCUGCCAGAGAAGCUGAAGCCGCUCGCGAGCGCGCGAGGGAGAGGGAGGAAAACUUGAGGAAGCAAACCGAAACCGGAACUAUGUCCGCCGAUGAUGUGGAUGCUCUGUUCGACGAUGAUGAUGACGUCUCCGAGGUCACAGAGAUGGCAGCUGGUGUGUCAUUGAAUUCUGCAGAUCGCUCAACCCAGAGUAUGCCGCCAUCACCUACCCGCAAUGGCCACUUGCCACAAGCUCCUCACCGCACGCUUUCAGACCCCAAGAUCGCCACCAGCACUGCCGAUGCUCCCGAAGCCAAAUUGACCAACAAAGAGAAAUACCUCAGUCUAUUUCAGCUCAGAGAAGAGGGGGGAGAUUACAUCCAAGAUGUUACUGAAAUGACUCGCGUGCCCAUCAUUCUGAAGACUGAUCUAAGCAAGAGCCCUCCUUGCCUCACUAUUCGCUCAGUCAACCCCUACGCGCUGUAG
This is a messenger RNA of Aspergillus versicolor CBS 583.65, 4125 nucleotides long. It is a transcript of the gene ssdA, whose product is annotated as mRNA-binding translational repressor SSD1. Gene Ontology annotation, biological process: mRNA catabolic process. The transcript has 5 exons. Lineage: Eukaryota; Fungi; Ascomycota; Eurotiomycetes; Eurotiales; Aspergillaceae. Gene Ontology annotation, molecular function: RNA binding; 3'-5'-RNA exonuclease activity. The record is from RefSeq and is a predicted model, not a curated record. Gene Ontology annotation, cellular component: P-body; exosome (RNase complex). Bases 1 to 4125 code for a protein of 1374 amino acids.